GGUGUAAACAGUAGAAGAGUAAUGGUGUUGUAGUGGUUGGAACAUGACCACUUACCACCGCUUAAAUGAUUGUUAUGGAGGAUCCCUCGACUGUGACGGAGAACAGGAUAAACGAACGUCUCCUGGACAUAUUGAAGGGAGAUGCUCUUCGGGAGGCUCUCGUGAAUUUGCUGGUGCUGCCGAAAUCGGAGAAGGAGUACCCACCCCUUACCUCUGUCUGUGCGGAGCUCCAGAAGAUCUUCAAUGAGGCUUCCCUUGAUGCAUCGUCCUCCACACCGGCCGGGCAGGAUGGCCAGCCCGGGGCGACACCGAAGGCCACGGAGACGGCCAAGUCGUCGGGACCAGAGGCGAUGACGCGGGUCCACGAGGCCGGUAUUACGACGAUGGUGGUGAUGUUAAGGUCUGAGAAUAACUCCUACCGCGCCAAGUUCAUAGCCUCGACCCUCACACACCUGGCAACCACCAACACUGUGUCCCCCAAAGUGAUUUGCCUCCGCCUCCUGACAGACGAGAUGCUGGUUCCCGACAACGAGAUCUUUUGGGUGACGUCGUUCGCCAUCAUUAAGAAAGUAAUAACUGGCGUCGACUACAAGGGCGUCCGUGAGAUAAUGAAGAUGUGUCUCGACCGGGCCCGACAACUACCCAGCAACCUGCGGCGGUCACAGCUCCACUUGGUCGACGCCCUGUACGAAGUCAUGAGUCUCAUCUUUGACCGUAAUGCCUCCCUCCUGCCGGGUUAUUUUAUUGUUAAUGAGUUACUGAAGCUUUACCCCGACUACAAGCAUUGGCCUCACUGGAAACUGGCAUCACUCUUGACUGACUUUGUGGACAAGUUUCGAAGAGCUGCCCAGAUGCUGUCGAUCAUGGCCCGUACAAAACUCCGACCCAUUGUGGAACAUACAGGUCACAACAGUCCUUCCAUCAACUCCUGGAAGCUCGACUCAGUCUCCCUCAAGUUCCAACUGAAGGGAGCUCUACCAUACAGCCCUGAGCUUCUGGAGCCUCAACCUAGCCUCCUGCGGUAUAUUAUGAGGCAGCCGUACCCCCGAGAGAUGGUCUGUACCGUGAUAGACAUACCCAAGAAGCAAAAACAGCGGUGCAUCGCCCUCGAGGAACAGCUGGUGGAGUUAAUGGUCUCAGCCUUGGAGGACUGCAGUCGGGUCGAUGCCUCCAGCGGUGUGUCGUCCUCCAAUGGCUCCGGCGGUAAUAACUCGACCCCGACGUCCGGAGACCACAGCCCCUGUACCUGCGCUCAUCUCUCCUCUCUCCUCAUUUACUUCGUCCUCAUUCAACUUAUCUCCUUCCCCUCGCUUGUUCUGAGGUUACAUGACAAGCUCAAGGCCAAGGGCAGCCACCAAGGGCGUGACCACCUCAUGUGGGUCCUGCUUCAGUUCCUCUCCGGCAGUAUACAGAAGAACCAGUUCUCUGACUUCCUGCCGGUGCUCAGGCUUAUUGAGGUCUUGUACCCGGAGAAAGAGCCGCUGCCGGUGCCCGAUUAUACCGACCCGAGAUGUGCCAUGCAGAUGUCAGCCAUGUGUAUACUGAUGCAUAUAUUGAAGAAGGCUCAGGCAGAUAACAUCAAGACCCCUCGCUCCUUGCCUACUGUGUUCAAGAAUCACCAUGAGUUCUUGCAGAGUCUGGCCCACAACCCACAACUGCCACUCAUUACAGCUGGCAACCCGGCCGACUACAGAAUUGCCCUGCUCGUCAAUGCUUACUCCACCAAUCAGGAGUAUUUCCAGAGACCCGUUCUGACACUAUCGGACAGUAUCCAGGGUAACCAGAAGUCGACUGUACCCAUGCCCGGUAUAAACUGUGUGGCCAUGGGCAGCACCUCCCCCCUCUCCAUAACGCUGCUCGACUCCCUCACCGUCCACGUUAAAAUGAGUCUCGUCCAUAACAUCGGGCAGCACAUACAAAAACAAGCUCAGCACAAGUCAGCGGUGGCACUGGCUCCGGCACUCAUCGAGACGUACGCGAGGCUUCUGGUCUACACGGAGAUCGAGAGCAUCGGCAUCAAGACGUUCAUAGUGAACCACCUGCCAGUAGUGUUCAAGAGCCACGUAUGGAGCAUCCUGCACGCCCUCCUGGAGAUGUUCAUCCACCGCAUCCACCACUCUCCCCCACAGUACCGCAUCCAACUCCUCUCCACCAUCCACCACAUGGCUGCCGUCCCCCUCAGUACCAUGACCCAAAUGACUCAGCUCCACCUAUGUAUGGAGAGUGUGGCCCUACGACUCAUCACGGGUCUGGGCAACGCAGAGGUGAUGCCCAGUUUGACCCGAUUCACGUUUUGUUCAGACACCAAACCCAACCUCAUCAGUAGCGACUCCGAAGAGCUCAACCGGGUGCUGGUCUUGACUAUGGCUCGGACAAUACACGUAACGGGUUGUGACAGCUCAGGAGACUCGGCUCGUUGGUGCGUCGAUGUCCUGAAGACCAUCAUGACUCAGACCCCUCACACGUGGGCCAAUCACACGCUCCAGUGCUUCCCGACCGUCAUCUCGGACUUUUACCACCAGUGUCCUGCACCUCGGGAGAACAUGCACACACUCAAGAAAGCGGUCGAGGAGGAGUACAGGAAGUGGAAGUCGAUGAACAAUGAGAACGACAUCAUCACCCACUUCUCCCUCCAACACAACACCUCCCCCCUCUUCCUCUGUCUCCUGUUCAAGAUGGUGCUGGACACUGAUCGAGUACCACCCAUCGCCUACAAGGUGCUGGAACGAGUGGGGCCCCGUCAACUCGCCGCCCACGUCCGCACUCUCUGUGACUUCCUGGUGUUGGAGUUUUCGAACAGCGCCGGGGGCCAACACGUGACCAAGUACGUCGAGACUAUGAACGCCAUCAUCUGGGUGUACAACAUAGUGCCCAUAGAUCGCCUCAUGUUGUGCCUGGCCCUCAGGACACAGGAGGGUAGCGAGGCCCACGUUUGUUUCUUCAUCAUACAGCUGCUACUCCUCAAGCCUCCCGAGCUGAGGAACCGCGUGCAGGAGUUCGUCAAGGAGAACUCCCCCGACCACUGGCGGCAGAAUAACUGGUACGAGAAACACAUGGCCUUCCACCGCAAAUAUCCCGAGAAGUUUUCCCCCGAGAGUAUACUGGCGGAGCAAGGAACACUCACCGCACAGUACCAGACGUUGCCAAUUUACUUCUCGAACGUCUGCUUGAGAUUCUUGCCCGUGUUGGACAUAAUCAUCCAUAGGUUCCUAGAGCUUCACCAAGUACACAAGAACCUAGAGACUAUCCUAGAGAGACUGGGGAUAUUAUACAAGUUCCACGAUCGGCCAAUCACAUAUCUAUACAACACAUUCCACUAUUACGAGAACAAGCUACGGGAACGGCCCAACCUCAAGCGCCGUCUGGUGGUCGCCGUUAUCAUGUCACAGCAAGAAAUUCGUCCCCAGGGUUGGGCUCUGACUGAGGCAUAUAGACAGUAUCUAGCCCGGCCUCAGGAAGACAUCGCAUGGAACCCGGCGUUGUCUUACUACACAGCGCUCGUUAGACGUCUGGUCAACACUAUGCAAGGUAAGCCAGUGUUCCCGGCAGUGGAGUGGCGGUUCAACGAGUUCGCCAACAGCGGUGCUCACGCCCUUCAUGUGAGCUGUGUGGAGCUAAUGGCCCUUCCCAGUAAUCCCACCAUCGUUGCCAACAAACUCUUGGAUGUGCUGCUCAAAGGGUACUGUGACAUUCCCAAUGGUGAGGUGGAGGAAUGGGUGAAUGCUGUCGGUCUCCUCCUCACCUGUCUACCUGAACCUUACUGGCUGGUGGUACACGACCGUAUUAUUGAACUACUCCAGAAACCAUGUCUAGCUUCCCCCAGUAGUACCUCGAUGGAUCCCUUCACGAUGCUGAAUUUGGAACAGCUACAGUCGUCCCGUAGUGACCUGAGUGCCGCCCUCACUGUGGCACUUGCCCACUCCUUUUGGCACCAUGCAUCGUUUGGACAAGUCGGUCGCAUCCCCCAGUUCAUGAGGGACAGAGUACGACCAAUGCUGACUACCGAGGAACAGUUGGUGGUGUUGUGUCACCUGGUGGGGCCGUUCCUGCAGCGCUUCAACAGUGAACUGGCUCGUAAAGUGUUUGACGUCACCAUAGAGCUUUAUGAAGCUCUCUUUAAGGUGGAUCGUAGUGUUAGUGAGCUCAAGUACAUGGACCCCAUCUGUGACGUUCUCUACCACAUCAAGUACAUGUUUACUGGUGACUCCAUCAAGACCGAUGUUGAGGGCAUCAUCCGUGGACUCAGACCGGCACUACAGAGACGACUUCGUUUUAUCACACACCUCAACUUGGAUUCCAUUGAGAACACAUCUGGGAGUACCACUAACAGUGGCACCACCACUGGCACUACCAGCAACACUACAGUCAACAGCAACACCAGUAACACCAACACUAACACCACCAGUGCCACCAACAGUACCAGCAGCAACAGUGCCACAGGAACAAUACCAGGAAACACAACAGCACAGUCAGGCAGCGGAGCAACGACGGGAUCUGUGUUAGGGGCUGCGGCCUCUGCGCUGGGGACGCUCGGCACUCUAGGAUCGAGCGUCACCAUCGGGAGUAGCAGCCAGACGUCUGCGGGAGUGUCCACAUCCUCCAGUAUGGGCGUUGGGUCCCUGGCCGCUGCCUCCAGCCUGGCGUCCCUCCUGCAGGACACAUCGCCCGUCAGUACAUCAUAAACCGCCGCAGUCAUCUUCAGUUUUGUUACCGGGUCUUAAUACAGUAGUGAGGAUAACGACUUGUAAACCAGCAUUUUUUUAUUAUAAACCUUUACAGAAAUUUCACAGUUUUAUAGGAUACUGUAUAUUGUUUUAUUUUAUCUUCAAAUACAGUUAAUGACAUAAUAUAUAUAU
Messenger RNA from Homarus americanus (American lobster), 4856 nucleotides. RefSeq names its product mediator of RNA polymerase II transcription subunit 23-like (gene MED23). Bases 66 to 4682 code for a protein of 1538 amino acids. The transcript has 28 exons. Gene Ontology annotation, biological process: regulation of transcription by RNA polymerase II; positive regulation of gene expression. Lineage: Eukaryota; Metazoa; Arthropoda; Malacostraca; Decapoda; Nephropidae. The record is from RefSeq and is a predicted model, not a curated record. Gene Ontology annotation, cellular component: mediator complex; transcription regulator complex.